Messenger RNA from Durio zibethinus, 2117 nucleotides. Lineage: Eukaryota; Viridiplantae; Streptophyta; Magnoliopsida; Malvales; Malvaceae. The record is from RefSeq and is a predicted model, not a curated record.
CAAACAAGAGAACAACUUGAUAUUUUUCUCUCUAGAAGAUCAGAACUCCCUCCACCGCAUAAAUUUUUAUGAAUUUUCUAGGAAAAAGAAAAUAUGAAUACUCGUCAAAUUGUGAUUAAUCAUAUAGGAAAUUGCUUGUUCAUUUCCUAUUUUGCUUCUCUCUUAUAAAAGUAGCCAAUGAUAACAACUCAGUUUCUUAAUAUUUUUGCAUGUUCCAUUUUUUUAUCCAUUGCAUAGGGAAAGUUUUUUCUUUCCUGAACUGUUAUUAGGAGCUAGGGAAUUUUUCUUGCAACUCAAAAGGGUUUGUUUCUUUCCCAUUUUAAUUGCAUUAUCAUAUGCUUUUGUAUACGGAUUUCUUAAGCAAGAACAUGAGGUACUUGAUUCCUAAGAUUUGUUGCAAAAUUGCAUUUUCGAGCUUGAUUGUUUGAAUUUUUUUUUCAAAGUAAUAUACUUUUAUCUAUGUACCUUUCUAGAACUGAACAAAGCUCAGCUCUGAAUGCUUGAACAAAACAAAAAUUCUCUGCAUAUUUCACGUUCUGUUCUUUUGAUUUGCUUCUGUUUGAUUUAGUCUUAAUUCAUUUUAGCUUGUUCGUAGAGAAGAUAUUUCAGUUUCUCACUGAUUACCUCUUUAAUUUGUUCACAGAAUCUGACAUCUGAAACCAGCAACAACCAUCACAAAAGCACCAAGAAAAGCAGCAGCAGAGAAAAGAAAGAAAAAAUGCUGCUAAGAAGCUCUUCAACUCCAGUUCUUGGAUCACUCCUAGCAGAAAUUCCUAACAACAACAAUCACUAUGAAACCAGCACCCCCCUCAGGCAUUAUCCAUCUAACUCCUUUCACCACAACCACAACAGACUCUCAUUUCAUCCCUCUCCAGGCUCUGUCCACAUAUCUACUACAGUUUCUUGGGGCUCCUCUCCUAUAUCUCCCUCUUUUGUUGAUCAAUUCUCUGAUUUUGAACGUAGAGACUUUCACAGGGCUCAUUCUGAAGGAAACUUGGAAGGACUCAUCCAUGCUACUUGCGAUAUCAAUGAAAAGUUCUAUAAUCAGAACCAACCCAAGAAGCUUUCUGCAAGACACAAGUGCUUAAUGUUGCAAACCAUCCCUUCCUUUUCCCUUUAUAAUUUGAGGGCGAGGUGUGAAGAAGAAGAAGAAGAAGACGAGAGUCAUAUAGAAGAGAAGGAAGAGGAGUUGAAAGAAAAUGAAGAACUAUUGGAAAGUAGUGUAAUGGCUAUGAAUGGUAGCCAUAACGUGUUGUUGAAUGAAGAUGCAAAAAUUGGUGAUAAAUUUAGGAAUGUUGGUUUUGAAGAUGAAAGAGGGUUGGUCGGCCAAGAAAUAUUUCUUUCUAGAGGGCUUGGCACAGAUGGUGGUAGCAGGGGUGGUGUUAGGGGUGGCGGCGGAGGGGGUGGGGGUGGUGGAAGUGAAUUUAAUCCAGCAGGCUCUAGUGGAGAUGGUGGUGACAACCACGAAGUUGAGAAGUACUACAAGAGGAUGGUGGAGGAAAAUCCUGGCAACUCCUUGUUUUUGGGGAACUAUGCUCAAUUUUUGUAUCAGUCAAAGAGAGACCUUGUCGAAGCAGAAGAGUUUUACUUUCGAGCCAUUCUAGCAGAUCCUAAAGACGGUAAAACUCUGUCACAAUAUGCUAAGUUAGUGUGGGAGCUACAUCAUGAUGAAGAAAGAGCUUCAAGCUACUUUGAACGAGCAGUUCAAGCGUCUCCUCGAGAUAGCCAUGUUCAUGCAGUUUAUGCUAGUUUCCUCUGGGAAACAGAGGAGGAUGCAAAUGAAUGUGCAGCGCAUAGCGGUAUUGAUUCCAAGCCCACACAAUUUCAUUAAGGAACAUUGACAAGUGCUUAAGCAACUACUCGGAGACAUUGUUGCAGUGCACAAUGAAGGAACAUUCCAAUGAAAUUAUACAUGUAUUAGAUAAAUGAAAGUGCCCUUUUUUCCCCUUAAUGGAAUCUUGUUAAUAGUGCAAACCAGAACUUGUAUACCACCACUUCAUAAGAAACACAUGAAGCUCAUUCCUGUUAUGACGGUUUAUGCUAGUGUUAAAUGAACAGCCAAGACCAAAGAAAAUAGGAGGAUUUCAAUUCAAUUGAUUCAUCUCAAAAUCACAAAA